AUGAACCGUGCGAAUGACGAUGGCGAUAGUGGCGCCACCGCACGACGACGACGACGACUUUGGCUGUCCAUCAACGAUGAGCAAGAGAGCUGGUUUGCGCAGCGGGUUCAGCAACCGGCAGAGCUCAUAUACCAGAGAUAUUUCGUAGAGCUGGUUCUGCGCCAGAAACCGCUCCCUCCCUCCAAAGAGGGCCGACAUGUCCCGCUGCGAGCAUUACAUCAAGAGCAUCUCAUCGACGAGCGUCGCGGCCAUGGAUAUAUAUCGAACACGAUACGGUCCUCACGAUACACCUUCUGGGACUUCCUGCCGAGACAGCUGAUCUUCCAAUGCACGCGCCUGCAUAAUGUCUUCUUCAUAUGCAUCGGUGUGCCCCAGACAAUCCCGGGACUGUCUACAACCGGAAACUAUACGACCAUCCUACCGCUCACAUUUUUCAUCCUCUUGACUGUCAUCAAAGAGGGCUACGAUGACUACUGCCGGCAUCGAAUGGAUAACAUUGAGAACAACCUUUUGGCGACAGUCCUUCGGUCGAGCGAUCAUGUCAGCGAUGAGCCAGUGGCUACGAGGCGCUUGGAAAGAGCUGUGUCGGCAUUCUCCGAGUUCUCAGUUCUACGAUGGAAAGGCAAGGCUGCGAAUGCUGAGACCGUGGAAGAGAAAGAGCUCGAUCAAGACGAUGAGAUCAAGUGGGCCAAGACCAAAUGGCAUAGCGUCAAAGUUGGAGACAUCAUCAAGCUGAAGCGAGAUGAGCCCGUCCCUGCAGACAUUGCUCUGCUCUACGCAGACGGAGAGAAUGGCGUCGCCUAUAUCGAGACCAUGGCGCUGGAUGGAGAGACAAAUCUCAAGAGCAAGCAAGCUUUGCCUUCGCUUUCUCGAACAUGCCGUAAUCUGAGCGACUUGAAGAACUGCCAUGCUGAGUUCGUACUCGAGGACCCAAACAAGGAUCUCUACGACUUCAAUGGCAGAGUGACGAUUGGGGACGAGACUCUACCACUCACAUUGAAUGAGGUAGUGUUUCGAGGAAGCAUCUUGCGGAACACUGACUACGCCAUCGGCCUUGUGAUCAAUUCGGGCGAGGAAUGCAAGAUUCGAAUGAACGCCAACCACCACCCCAAGGCAAAGAAGCCGCGAUUGGAGAAAUAUGCCAAUCAGGUCGUAUUAACCCUUAUCUUCUACGUCGUGAUCCUCUCCGUCGGAUUUUCAGCCGGCUACCUCAUGUGGCACGAUGACUUCGAGGAUAGCACCUGGUACUUGCAAGACGCCGCUCCACAGUUCAAGCAGAUCAUCGUGGGCUUCCUGAUCAUGUUCAAUAACGUCAUCCCGUUAGCACUGUACGUGAGCUUGGAGAUCGUGAAGAUCGGGCAGAUGCUCAUGGUGCAGAGCGAUGUUGAGAUGUAUGAUGAGGAUUCGAACACGCCGAUGAUUUGCAAUACCAAUACGAUCUUGGAGAACUUGGGCCAGGUCAGCUAUGUUUUGUCGGACAAGACUGGGACGCUGACCGAGAAUGUUAUGCGUUUCCGAGGCAUGAGCUUGGGCGGUGUUGUUUGGAUGCAUGGCAAAGACUCUGGUGGUGAAGGUGAAGCGUCCAAGCACGACGAGGCUGAUUUAAAGCAUGUCGUCAAGAUGUCAGAGGAGGCAUCCAAAGACAAAGCAGGAAGCCCGUCCCCUGAUGCUGUGGGUGUUGUGGUUGAAGAGAUUGAAGUUCCGACUCCAACUCGUGAGCGUUCACAACCUCGAGUGUCCCAGGCCCUUUCUCGCCCAUCUCUCAAUCGCACACGUUCGACCCAGACCCAACGAACAACGAAGGAGCUGCUCGACUUCAUGAAGCACGAUCCGACAUCUACAGUAGCAAGGAAAGCUCGCGAGUUCAUACUUGGCCUUGCCAUCUGCCAUACCGCUUUGCCGGAAGUCAACGACGGCAAGAUCGACUUUCAAGCUUCAUCGCCUGACGAAUUGGCGCUUGUGCGUGCUGCCCAGGAUAUGGACUUCCUUCUCAUCCAACGCUCCUCGCAGCGUAUUGACCUGAACGUCGGCGAGGAGACGGAGAGCUAUGAAAUUCUGGAAGUCAUCGAGUUCAGCAGCAAGCGUAAACGAAUGUCGAUCGUCGUGCGCUGCCCCGGCGGCCGCAUCUGGUUCAUUUGCAAAGGUGCAGACAGCGCCAUCAUUCCUCGUCUGCGACAGAACGAGUUGGCAGCGAGGAAGUCACAAGAGGUUCGACGUAGCAUGGAUAUCGGACGUCGCAAGCAACGCAAGAGUGAACAGCACGAAGCGCGAAACAGCCUCGGAGCCAGACCAAGCUUGGGGAUUCGCGGUAGGAGUUCAAUGGAUAUUCGCCCUUCUUUUGGCAUCAGCAGAGUCACGCUUGAGGUGCCUGGCAUGGAUCAUGUCGUUCGACACAGCUUGCAGAACGACUUGAAACGAUUCGAGAAUGCUGAUGACUCUACACUCUUCACCCGAUGCUUCAAACACAUCGACGACUUUGCCACGGAGGGCUUACGAACGCUGCUUUACGCGCACAAGUACCUCGACGAAGAAGAGUAUGCAAGUUGGAAGAAAGUGUAUCAAGAAGCCACCACUUCUCUUGUCCAUCGACAGGAACGGAUCGAAGCUGCUGGUGAAAUGAUUGAACAAGGAUUUGAUCUUCUAGGCGCUUCAGCUAUCGAGGACAAGCUUCAGAAGGGAGUGCCAGAGACGAUUGAUCGACUACGACGAGCGAACAUUCGUAUCUGGAUGCUCACAGGCGAUAAGCGGGAGACAGCCAUCAAUAUCGCGCACUCCGCGCAAAUAUGCCAGCCGUCAUCCCUGAUCUAUAUCCUCGAUUCAACAAAAGGCGACCUCCCCGGCCAGAUGAGCGAGAUUGUAAACGAUGAUGACACGCAUAGAGUGGUGGUCAUCGACGGACACACUCUAUCCAUCGUCACCGCGCAGCCCGACCUGCGCCACAUAUUCUACACAGUCCUCAUCGCCAACGUCGACUCAUUCAUCGUGUGCCGGGCGAGUCCUUCACAAAAAGCCGAAAUUGUCAAGGGCAUUCGAUCUCGUCUCCCCGCUCUCACGCUCGCUAUAGGUGACGGAGCCAACGACAUCGCCAUGAUACAAUCAGCCCAUGUAGGAAUCGGGAUAUCGGGCAAAGAAGGACUACAAGCCGCCCGCGUAGCCGACUACAGCAUCGCUCAAUUCCGCUUCCUUCAACGCCUGAUCCUCGUCCACGGUCGAUAUCAGUAUGUCCGAACUUCCAAAUUCGUUCUUUUAACUUUCUGGAAGGAGAUGUUUUUCUACAUGAUGCAGGCGCUUUACCAGCGCUACAAUGGCUUCACUGGAACUUCUCUGUACGAAUCUUGGUCCCUGACAGUCCUCAAUACCCUCUUUACCAGCCUAUGCGUUAUAGUGCCAGGCAUAUUUGAAAUUGACCUGCGUCCCGAUACCCUCCUGGCCGUCCCCGAACUCUAUGUGUACGGCCAACAAAACCAAGGCCUAAACCUCAAAAUGUACGUGGCCUGGAUGAUCCACGGCGCGGGCUGCGGCAUCGCCGUCUGGUACAUUAUCUGGGCCUCGUACGGACACUUCAACGUCAUGGGCGACAACGGCCUCUUCGCCCUGGGAGACCUCGCCUUCACGCUCGGAAUCAUCUGGACGAACUGGAAACUCUUCAUGAUCGAGACGCACUACAAAACGCUCAUCGUGGGGAUUUCCUUCUUCAUCACCGUCGCAGGGUGGUUCGCGUGGAAUGGCUUCAUGUCGGCGAUUUAUAUGAACAACCUCUCGCCCUACGAUGUCAAAGGUGGGUUUAGCGAUACCUUUGGCAAGGAUGCGAAUUGGUGGUUGACGAUGCUGGUGGCGUUUGUGGUGCUCGCGACGGCCGAAUUGGUGUAUCUUAGUGUGAAGAGGCGGUUGAUGAGGGAGGGGUUGUGGUUUGGGAUGAAGGGCGAGUUGGAGGCUUGGCAGGAGAUGGAGAGGGAUGAGAAGGUGAGGGAGAGGUUAGGGAGGGUUGCGAGGGGGGAGGAUCGGGAUGAAGAUUAUGAUGGGGUGGAGGGCUGA
Molecule: messenger RNA, 4035 nt
Organism: Zasmidium cellare ATCC 36951
Lineage: Eukaryota; Fungi; Ascomycota; Dothideomycetes; Mycosphaerellales; Mycosphaerellaceae
Exons: 1
Coding region: 1-4035 (1344 amino acids)
Biological process (GO): endocytic recycling; intracellular protein transport; phospholipid translocation
Cellular component (GO): plasma membrane
Molecular function (GO): ATP binding; ATPase-coupled intramembrane lipid carrier activity; ATP hydrolysis activity
Source: RefSeq, a predicted model, not a curated record